Pristis pectinata (smalltooth sawfish) is the source of this 4761-nucleotide messenger RNA. It is a transcript of the gene npnta, whose product is annotated as nephronectin a. The record is from RefSeq and is a predicted model, not a curated record. NCBI's taxonomy places the organism in Eukaryota, Metazoa, Chordata, Chondrichthyes, Rhinopristiformes, Pristidae. The transcript has 13 exons. Gene Ontology annotation, molecular function: calcium ion binding. Gene Ontology annotation, cellular component: membrane. The coding region runs from base 936 to 2633 and encodes 565 amino acids.
GCCAGGACAGCUUCUACUCUGCUGUUAUCGGACUCUGGAACAGACCCCUCACACACUGAAGAUGGGCCCUUGCACUUUAUUUGUCUACCUGCACUGCACUUUCUCUGUAACUGCAACACUAUUUUGCAUUGUUUUUCUUUUUACUACCUGGAUGUAUUUAUGGAAUGAUCUGUAAGGAUGGCACGUAAACAAAGCUUUUCACUGUAUCUCGGUACAUGUGACAAUAAUAAACCAUUUCCAACACCAAUAUUACUCUACCUUCCUUUUUUCCCUUCUCGCCAUCCCGUUGGCUCUCUAUUUUUCUUUUCAUCCAAGGUUCUCUCGCUCCCCGACCACGUUAUGUUUUAUUCCCGUUUUUAUCCUCGUUUCCCUCUCUAGUUAUCGUUGCUUCUCAUUAGCGCCCUCCCUCUCUCUCUCUCUCUCUCUCUCCCUCCUUCCCUCCCUCCCUCAGGAGUGAUAGCAGCUGUGGCUCGGGACGGGAGAGUGGGAAGGGCUGGGUUAAGGGGUGUGAGAAUCGCCCACCUCCCGCGCACCCUGCUCCAACCUACACACCAGAACAGACCCAACCUGUCCCACUCACACCUCCCGCUCUCUGCGGUCUUGUCAGAGCGAAAGCAAAACCGUCCUCCGCCAGGGGAUCUAAUCUUCGGCAGAGCGAGAAAGGCAGGGGUCGAAAUAGAGGGAGAGGGGCACAGUCCGCACUGAGUGCACUCGCCACCGAAUCUCUGCAACCGCUGGGUCACUUUUUACACGAUUUCUCGGUGGACUCGAAAUUCUCCAGCAAGCCCUGGGAGAGAGCGGUGGAGAGAUUAGCGUGCUCCCAACAGACCAAACUCAACCGCGCCGACCCAGAGAGGGUCGUUCCCUACAUCGAGAAACAGCUGCCGUUGGGACUCGUUUUGUUUUGCCGGGAGAGGGAUUGCAAGGGGAAGACCAUGAGGGGAUUCGUGGGACACUUGCUGGCCGUGUCCACAUUGUAUCUGUGUGCCAUAGCUGAAGAAAGCGGCAGAAGCAGGGUCCGCAAGCAGCGUUCUCUUGUGGGCAUGUGUCGCUAUGGGCUUCGGAUGGACUGCUGUUGGGGCUGGAACCGCAGACCCUGGGGACAGUGCCAACCUUUCAUCCCGUUAUUGCAGAGAAUAUGUCAAGUAACGUACCCUCUGAAAGCUGUGUGCCAACAUGGAUGCAAACAUGGAGAGUGUGUGGGACCAAAUAAAUGCAAGUGCUACCCAGGGUACACAGGCAAGACAUGCAAUCAAGAUUUUAACGAGUGUGGAAUGAAGCCUCGCCCAUGCAAGCACCGAUGUAUGAAUACAUAUGGCAGCUACAAGUGCUACUGCCUGAAUGGCUACAUGCUCAUGUCUGAUGGAUCAUGCGCAAAUACGCGGUCAUGCGCUAUGGCAAACUGCCAGUACGGCUGCGAUGAGGUGAAAGGAGAGAUCCGCUGCCGCUGUCCAUCUCCUGGGCUGCAGCUUGCUCCAGACCACAGGACCUGCGUAGAUGUCGACGAGUGUGCUUCUGGCAGAGCUGUGUGCCCUCGAUUCCGGAAAUGCAUUAAUACUUUUGGAAGUUACUUCUGCAAGUGCUAUGAUGGCUUUGAUCUCCGAUACUACGAUGGGAAGUAUCGGUGUCUAGAUGUUGACGAGUGUACAAGGAGGACACAUAAAUGCAGUGCCUUUGCUACCUGUCAAAAUAUACCAGGCUUUUAUAAAUGCAAGUGUAUGAAAGGCUACAGGGGCAAUGGUUACAGCUGCACAGUUGACAAAAACUUCCCCGUGUUUACAGUUCCACCCAGAGGCAGAAACAAUGGAACUGUGAAUGGUAUUUAUGUGGACAACACCACCCCUGCAAUGAGUAGAAGGAAAACAACCACAAUGACCCCGCCAAUCAUUAGUAAGAACCCAGAGGUCAAAACAGAAAGUCCCGCCCUGACCACAAACCCAACCCUAAUCACAACAGCGGCAACAACAACAACAAUUGCAACAACAACCAGAACCUCAGCUGCAACCACAACCUUAGCCCCGCCUGUGGACAACAGGAUCCCUAAUGAGGUCCCACGCCAAAGAGGAGAUGUUUUCAUCCCACGUCAGCCUGGAGGGAAUGGGGCUUUACUUGGCCUUCUUGACAUUGAAAAGGGGAUUACUGCAGAAGAAAAUGAUGCAGCGGACGACCAAGAUAUUUUGGUGAACAGCUGUAACUUUGACCAUGGAAUGUGUGGAUGGACGCAGGAGAAACAUGCAGGACUUCACUGGGAGCGAGUCCCUGAACCAUCAGGUCACGGUUGGUAUCUGACUCUUCCUGUGUCUAACUACAAACGGAGGGAAGCUGCCCAUCUUCUCCUGGCGCUGGGACGAAUGACACACGCAGGCAACCUCUGUCUGACCUUCAGGCACAAGUUGUCUGGAGACUCCCCUGGAAAGAUCCAGGUGUUUGUGAAGAGGAAUGGUAGUUAUGGGCAUGCACUGUGGGAGAGGAACAGAGGGCACGGCUGGAGGACGAGUCGGUUCACACUAAGAGGACCAGGUCUCGAGAGUGUCAUCUUCAAAGGGGUGCAAGAGAAGAAGAGAGGAGUCAUCAGCCUGGAUGAUAUCAGUUUGCAAAAAGGCCACUGCUCUGGAAAGCCUCGAGGGCAAUAGAAAGAGAGUGGGUUCCACAUCUGAAAGGACACCACCUCAUCCCCUCUAUCUGUGUGAGGACUGAAUGCGAGGGGAGAGGCAGCUGACUACCAUUCUAUUUGGCUCCUGGGUACAAGUUGUACAAACAAUUUACCCUGGACACGGCCCUCCAAGGGCACAAGAGUUCAAACAAUCUCCGCAUUUCUAAUAAACCCUGUCUUGCGAUUAGUCUGCGGUCCAGUAAUGCCGAGGAGUGUGUCUGUGAAAUCUCCAUAAAUAGAGGGGUGUUGGUUUGAACAGCAGUUCUAAGUGAAAUGACUCAUCAAUUGACUUGCUAUCACAUUAGGCAGGAUUGUAGCACAAACCUAGUUGGAUGCCAACUCUAUCAACGUCCCAUUGAUUCAUUUCUGUGUAAUUCUUACCCAGGCAUAGUACUGCUUCCUGGAAACUUCCUGCAGAAUCACCUUGAUGAGUCUUCCCCCUCAGAUGGGAAAUUUCUCAUGUAACCUGAAACUUGAGCCCAACAUUGCUAUGUUAGAAAUUUUCACUUCUGAAGUUAACCUGAUCCCUCUGACGUAUAUGUAGUAAUGUGUGGGAUGUAACCCCUUUGCUUCAUGAGACUCCUGUCAGCAGUCAAAUCAAAUGAUCCCGGCCCUCUCUCAUUCUCUCCUUCCACUCUUGCCCUUUCACUUUGCAGGACUUUUUUGUAGCUGCUCGAUAUUUUAGUGCCCUCUGCCUCAUUACAGGUGUCUAUCUGAGGACCUAUUAAAGUUGCUGUCAUUACCGUCUCAGCUUAAAGCUGAUUGGUGACUCUCCUUGCUCCCUAUCCCAUAUGAAGCACGUUGUACAGUGGGAAACCACUCUUCACUGUGGGUGGUCUCCUGUAUCGUCCAGGAUCUCACCCAGCUGCGCUUUCAUACAGACUGUGGUUUAAUAAUCAUAUGACUGUGUUUCUCCCUCACAUUUUAGUCACUUAAUAGCUUGCAAGUGGGGAUGUCAAUGUGGUCUAUCCAUGAAUACGUUCCUACAAUGUGCUUUUGCUUUUAAUCGUUUGUUUAGUAACUGACACUGAACAACAACUAUAACCAUUCAAAAAUGUACUUAAUUGUAAACGAACUCAUUAUUAUUUUGAAUGAUUGUCUCACUCUAUUUAAAAUGAGUUUCACAUUUACUUGAGCAUGUACUUACUAAAUCUAUUUGUAUUUGUCAAGGCACUCCAUAGUACUGUAUAUAACACUGCAGGGAAAUACACAGUUGUACUUUUACAAGCUUAUCAGGCAGCUAUUGAGAAAGUUUGUAGCAGUGAUUUAGGAUUGCAGUGUAAACUAAUGGGGAUAUCAGAACGCACAGCUCAUUUCCUCAUUUACCAGAACACUGCUACAAACCCCGCAAAUUAAAUGGUAAGUAUGCUCAUUUUUUUUAUAUAUUGCAAUAUUUAAAUAAAAGUUUUCUUUCAGGAGGAGUAAAGCAAGCUGUCCAAAUCACAGUAGCCCUUGUUUAGUAGCCAGGGUGCAGCAACCUAGCCCAGUGUGAAUGGGUGGGAUCUCUUGUCUUGGCUACGUUCACACUUACUGUUAAGUAGCCUUCAUCACAACAGGGUUAUGGUAGUAAGACUGCAGCUGUGCUCUUCUCUAUACUAUAGCCACCAGUUAGGAUAAUACCUUGACAGUGGGAAUAUUCAGAUCAAUAUGGUCAGUCCUUGAAUAUGUGUUGUGUGUGGCAUUUAUUGGUUUGUUUAGUAAUCCUGUUAAACAACACCCAUGAACAGUACUGGGUGGCAGUAAAGCUCAGAGCUUACGUUGUGAUUCCUAUGGCACUAUGUUUACAAUGGUGGUUAUAUUUUCUCGAGUUUUCACUUGUUAUUUCUAGGUCACAUAUUCUAUUAGUAAACAUUUGGUCUGAAUAUACUUUUUGUCCCCACUUACUUUGCCUGUCAUUCUGAUUACUUGGCAUCAUCAGAUCCACGAGGUGUGACUGUCUCCAGUUAAGGGCAGUCAGAGGAUCCAAAGCAUAGGCCAUUAGUGGGUGAUGAUGGAAUAUUUAUUAUAGAAUAUUUAACACAGGCAUUUCUUUAUGGUUAAUGACAGCAAGUCAACUUUUGUUUUAAACUGGUCACCGUUCAAUUGAAGCUACCCAUUCACUGGAAGGG